Messenger RNA from Alosa alosa (allis shad), 660 nucleotides. Its product is annotated as low choriolytic enzyme-like. The record is from RefSeq and is a predicted model, not a curated record. Lineage: Eukaryota; Metazoa; Chordata; Actinopteri; Clupeiformes; Clupeidae. The coding region runs from base 1 to 423 and encodes 140 amino acids. Gene Ontology annotation, molecular function: metalloendopeptidase activity; zinc ion binding. The transcript is spliced from 6 exons. Gene Ontology annotation, biological process: proteolysis.
AUGAUUGAAAGGGCCUCUGAUAUGUCAAGGUGCUGGUCCUACGUGGGGCGUAGAGGUGGAGGACAGAUUGUGUCACUGGCUCGACGAGGGUGUGUGUACCACCAGGUGAUCCAGCAUGAGCUCCUGCACGCCCUGGGCUUCAAUCACGAGCAGACCCGCAGUGACCGUGACCGAUAUGUCCGUAUUUACUACCAGAACAUCCUCAGAGGACAAGAGCACAACUUCAGAAAGAUUAACACCAACAACCUGGGCACCCCCUAUGACUACGGCUCAGUCAUGCAUUACGGAAGGUAUGCCUUCUCCGCAAACCGGCAGCCCACCAUUGUCCCCAUUCCCCAACGGCCAAUGUGUGUAGAUCGAAGAGCCACCCAGAUGAGCCGCAUGGACAUCCUGCGGGUCAAACGCCUCUAUGGAUGCAGAUAAGUUGGGCUGUUGCUGACAAGACCCCAGACCGCAAAUCAAAAGAAGAACUGGCUUUCCCGCUCAAUUGAAAUGAAGGAAAUGUUUGAAAAAAAAGGAAGUUUGAUUGUGUUCCCUUCUAACAAGACUGUUUUGUUAUAGUACUACAAGUUUAUAUCAACCCAAACCCUUGACUGUACACAAUGAGUAAAUUCUUAAGCUUUCAUGUUUAAACCAAUAAAAUUGGGCAGCGUGAAACAG